CGCAACUUUUUUGAAAGGUGAAACUCGUGCUGACAAAAUGGAGGACGAAGAAGGAAGUUAUGAAGGGGAGGGAAGUCAGGGAGCGGGUUCUGUUGGAGGCAGUGGACAGUAUGUAAAGAAACAUAGCAACACGCUACCACUGUUUGGUAACAAAGAGACGAUGAAUAUUAAUAACAUGAUUAUUACCAACAUUCUCCAGUCCCGCUAUUUCAAAAUAGAGCUGUACGAGAAAAAGACCUUCCACGAGGUAGUAGAUGAGAUAUUUUAUAGGGUUGAGCAUCUGGAGCCGUGGGAAAAAAAUAGUCGUAAACUAUCGGGACAAGUUGGAAUGUGUGCCGGAGUUCGUGGUGUUGCUGCUGGUGGCAUCGUAUCUACUCCGUUUUGCCUCUUGUACAAACUAUUUACUCUCAAACUGACUCGCAAGCAAGUCAAAGUCAUGCUCAAUCAUGUGGACUCUCCCUACAUUCGUGGUCUUGGGUUCAUGUAUAUCAGAUACUGCCAGCCACCGAAUAAUUUUUUGGAUUGGUUUUCGCCUUACCUAGAGGAUGAAGAGGAGAUAGAUCUUAAAGCAGGGGGUGGUUAUCCAGUCACUAUUGGUGUCAUGUGUCAUAUGAUGCUCACUAAAAUGGAGUGGUUUGGUACAAUGUUUCCAAGAAUAUCAGUCAACGUCCAGAAGGACAUACAUGACAAGAUUAAACUCAUUGAGAGUAAAAGUAAUAGAAAUGCUGAAGGAUCUACAGAGAAUAGCAGAGGGAGAGGUACAGAGAUGAGUCCUGAAAAUGGAACUUCUCAAAUAAGAUCAUCUAAAUCUCCCAGAAGACGUUCUCAUUCUCCACGUAGACGAUCCCCGUCGCCAAGGAGACGCUCAAGAUCUCCUAGGAGACGUUCUCGGUCGCCUAAGAGACGAUCUCGGUCUCCAAGGAGACGUUCAAGGUCGCCUAGGAGACGUUCAAGGUCACCUAGGAGACGUUCAAGAUCGCCAAGAAAAAGAUCAAAAUCUCCAAGGAGAAAACGUCAUUCAAGAUCGCCACGGAGACGGUCGCGGUCACCAAGGAGACGAUCAAGAUCGCCUCGGAAACGCUCAAGGUCGCCGCGGAAACGAUCAAAGUCACCACGGAAACGAUCAAAGUCACCACGGAAACGAUCAAAGUCGCCACGGAAACGAUCAAGGUCCCGUUCAAGAGAAAGGAAUCACAAGUAACUUUAUAUUGACCACACCCUCCAACUCUAUGCACGAUUAUUUUCCAUUUAAUUUUAGAUAUAAAUAUCAUUGUUUACAAAACAGA
Messenger RNA from Amphimedon queenslandica, 1286 nucleotides. Its product is annotated as pre-mRNA-splicing factor 38B-like. Lineage: Eukaryota; Metazoa; Porifera; Demospongiae; Haplosclerida; Niphatidae. The record is from RefSeq and is a predicted model, not a curated record. The transcript is spliced from 7 exons. Bases 38 to 1201 code for a protein of 387 amino acids.